Molecule: messenger RNA, 1429 nt
Organism: Styela clava
Lineage: Eukaryota; Metazoa; Chordata; Ascidiacea; Stolidobranchia; Styelidae
Source: RefSeq, a predicted model, not a curated record
UAUAUGAGUGGCGACGAUGCAGUGCGACAACGUUCCAAAUGUGAUUGAAUUUUUGUUGUCUCCGCCCUGUUCAAUCUUCCAUCUGGGCGUUUUGAACAGGCAUGUACUCACUUCAAAUAUCAAUACUUGCACCACCUUCGGGCAGACGUCGAAUUGAAAUUAGCGAUAAGAAUAGCACUCAAUAUACAUCGGAUUGUCUUAAAAAACAUUUUACCGAGAAAGCAAAGUAUAUUGCCAAAUUGAGCAAAGAAAAUAAAACAGUAAGUUGGGGUGGAAGAAAAGAUGGUGCUCUAGAACAAAUAAUCUUGAAAUUGGCUGUUUUGGGUCCAGGAGCUAAAGAUGGAAGAAAUUUAGUUGAAGUAACAACAUUUGACAGUGAACAAAAUAAAAUAAAAGCUAUCGUUUGUGCAUUAACUGCUGGAAAAGAUGAGAAUCGUACACUGGGAGAUUUACCUUUAUUUCCUCCAGCUAAUUUUACUCUUGUUGAAGGUAGCGGGCCGGUUAAUAUUGUCGCCAGUCAUCUGAUUAUGGAUGAGGAUGAUCUGUCUGAUGAAGACGAUGAAGAUUUGUCCGACUUUGAAGAAUCAAUGGAAGAUUUGAGAGAAAAACUGAAAGCGAAGAUGGCAGGUGGAAAGGGAGAUGCAGCGAGCUCAAAAUCGAAAAAACAAUCGAAGAAAGCAGAUGAGUUGGAUGACGAUGAAGAGGAGGAUGAUGAUGAUGAAGAUGAAGAAGAAAAUGGCUUUAUCAAAAUGGAAUCAAAAUUGGCAGAUGAUGACGAUGAAGACGAGGAUGCAGAUGAUGAUGACUAUGAAGAUAUGGAUGAUGACGAUGAGUCUGACGAGGAGGAAAAAGAGCAAGUAAAAGUACCGACGAAAAAGAGAAAACUGACCAAUGGCAAAUCUGCCACUACAGAGAAUAAGUUGACAUCACCGGAAAGAACAAAAAAGAACAGUCAAGAGCAGAAAACUCCAGUCUCACAAAAAAACACAUCGGUCAAAACACCGAAAAGUGAGAAGAAAACUCCAGCAAAAAUAAAGUUUACUUCCGUUGAUGAAGUGAAGGCCGCAAUUAAAAAGUGUCCAGGUGGAAAACCAAGAAAACAAGAUAAGUUUUUGAACUGGCUCGGAAAUCAAUACAAAGUAACUGAUGAAUCAUGGAAAAAUGACCUGUGGGUGUGGCACAAAAAGGAAUUGGGAAUAUAGAUUUCGCCAUUCGUCGUCGAAAUCGAAAGCAUAUUGGGUGCUUGACAGCAUAACGCUAGCCAAACGAAUUUUUAUGAUUGCACUCGCAUGAGGCAUUUUUUACUUCUCGUAAAUCGAACAUUUUUCAGAUCAUUUUCUCAAUUUCCAUUGGGGAAAGUCAGUAAAACGUUUUCUGUAUUACAAUGUUAUUUCUGUGCCUGACACAUUGCUUUGUAAGUUAAAGUUCU